Molecule: messenger RNA, 4404 nt
Organism: Colletotrichum karsti
Lineage: Eukaryota; Fungi; Ascomycota; Sordariomycetes; Glomerellales; Glomerellaceae
Product: DNA polymerase
Exons: 5
Coding region: 1-4404 (1467 amino acids)
Biological process (GO): DNA replication; mitotic DNA replication initiation; leading strand elongation
Cellular component (GO): alpha DNA polymerase:primase complex
Molecular function (GO): DNA replication origin binding; chromatin binding; purine nucleotide binding
Source: RefSeq, a predicted model, not a curated record
AUGCCUAGGGUCGACAGGCGCUCGAAGCUCGCCGAGCUUCGGGCUCUUCGACAGUCCGGCAAGAAGGGUAAUUACGCAGUCGAGGAAGUCGACGAGCUCUACGAAGAGGUCGACGAGAACCAAUACAAGAAGAUCAUUCGUGACCGCCUAGACCAAGACGAUUUUGUUGUUGACGACAACGGCGAGGGCUACGCCGACGACGGUCGAGAGGAAUGGGAUCGUGCCCCUCAGUAUUACUCAGACAGCGACGAUGAGGUCGUGGUGCAAGGGCGAGCAAAGAAGCAACGCGAAGAGGAGGCCGCCAAACAAAACGCCAACGACAGAGAUAUCAGCGAAUACUUUACAAAGGGUGUUGUCAAGACACAGUCAAAGCCCAAGGUUGCCAAGACGCAGGAAGACGAAGACUUCCUUGCCGAUUUACUUGGUGAAGUCGACGCGAAUGUCCCGGCCCCGGUCUCUCGAUCGGGAGGGAAACGCAAUAGAUCUCCCGAACGACGACGAGCCCGCGUGCUCUCCCCCGCACCAGAGACCAGGCGACACUUGACAAAGAGACCCAAGACAGUUGACGACAGACUCCCUUCUCCUACCGUCGACGAUUCAGUCCCCGACGAUGGCUACAUGCCGCCCAUGGGCGAUGGCAGGGAGGACAGCCCUGUCUUGGACGUUGCAGACGUUCCGAUGUCUGAUCCGGCGCCGUCAUCACCUGCGGCUAAGGUAGCGCAACGCAAAGCCCAGAUCAAGGCAGAGCAAAAGGACGAGGACGAUGAGGAUAUGAUGGAGGUUGCACACGCUGGUACCAUUGCCGCUGCUAGCAUCAAUAUCGCGGGAUCAAGGCCAUCCAAAAAGCUGGUCAAGCCUGAGCCGUAUCCCUCUCCACUUACUUCGUCUCCUACCAAGGCAGCAGAGCCAGCGGUGGAUUCCUCCGCCUGGAACUCCAUCACCGACCAGCUAAACCUCGUCAGCAGCUCUCCUGCGGACGCUCGAACCGUCGGCAAGAUAGACUAUCAGGAUGCCAUCGAGUCUGACGGCAGUCUCAACAUGUUUUGGACAGACUACACCGAGGUCAACGGCAGUCUCUGCCUCUUCGGAAAGGUUUUGAACAAGAAGACGGGGAUGUAUGUCAGCUGCUUCGUCAAAGUGGAUAACAUCCUCCGGAAGCUCUACUUCCUGCCGCGCGAAACGAAGAUGCAAGAUGGAGAAGACACCGAGGAGACAGUCGAGAUGAUGGACGUUUACUCCGAGAUCGAUGCCAUGAUGACCAAGAUGAAUGUCGGCAUGUACAAGAUCAAGGCCUGUACCCGAAAGUACGCAUUCGAAUUGCCUGGAGUACCCAAAGAAGCACAAUAUCUGAAAUGCCUGUACCCUUACACAAAACCCGUCAUUGACGGAUCAUCCACGGGCCAGACAUAUUCACGCGUCUUCGGUACGAACACGGCCUUAUUCGAGCAGUUUGUUUUGUGGAAAAAUAUCAUGGGCCCCUGCUGGCUGAAGAUCACGGACGCCGACUUUGGUGCACUCAAGAAUGCCUCCCACUGCAAAUUGGAGGUUCUGGUCGAGCACCCGAACAUGGUGGCUCCGCUCAGCGACUCUGACAAUCUCGAUACCCCGCCCCUGACGCUGAUGAGCCUCUCAUUACGUACCGCCUUUAACGCUAAGGCUAACAAACAAGAGAUUCUUGCAAUCAGCGCCAGGAUUUACGAGAAGCUCAACCUGGCCGACACUACGCCGGCUGAGAAGCUCCCCUGCCGGACGUUCACGCUCAUCCGGCCUUACGGCACAGCAUUUCCUCUAGGAUUUGAGACGAUGGCCAAGGAUCGGAAGAGGGGUCUUCUGAAAACGUUCCGUCAGGAAUCUGAGAUUCUCCAGUUCUUCCUUGCCCAGCUCGACGUCGUCGAUCCAGAUGUCAUCAUGGGACACCAAUUGGAAGGUGUCGAUUACAGUGUCUUGCUCAACCGCUUACUCGAGAAGAAGACUCACCAAUGGUCCCGCCUCGGUAGACUCAAGCGAUCACAAUGGCCAGCUUCCAUGAACAAGGUCGGUGGCAACGUGUUUGCUGAGAGACAGAUCAUGUCUGGUCGUCUGCUCUGCGAUCUUGCCAACGAUGCUGGAAAAUCUGCCAUGUACAAGUGCCAGUCUUGGAGCUUGACGGAAAUGUGUAGUCUCUACCUGCCAGGCAACAAUCGCCGACAAGACAUCGAUAACGAGGCGGCGCUCAAAGGCUGGGCCACUCAAAAUAAAGAGGGCAUGAUGAACUACAUUACUCACAUGGAAACCGACACGUACUUCAUAACUGCACUGGCGUUGCAGGUCCAGCUUUUGCCCCUGACCAAGGUGCUCACCAACCUGGCCGGUAAUUCUUGGGCCAGAACUCUCACUGGUACUCGUGCUGAGCGAAAUGAGUACAUUUUGCUGCACGAAUUUCACCGCAAUAAGUAUAUCUGCCCCGACAAGCAGACUUUCAGGGGCAGGAUGGCUCAAGAAGAGAAUCAAGAGGAGGACGGUGAAGGCAAGAAGAAGGACAAGUACAAGGGAGGUCUUGUCUUCGAGCCCGAAAAGGGCCUGUAUGACAAGUUCGUUCUUGUCAUGGACUUCAACUCGUUGUACCCGUCCAUCAUCCAGGAGUUCAACAUCUGCUUUACAACUGUGGACAGAUCAGCGAUGAAUGAAGAUGCGGAUGCUGUUCCUGAGGUCCCUAAAGACCAGGAUCAAGGUAUCUUGCCUAGGCUCAUCGCUACUCUUGUCAGCCGAAGAAGGCAGGUCAAGGCUCUCAUGAAGGACAAGAACGCGACCACGGAUCAGCUUGCGACAUGGGAUAUCAAGCAGCUUGCGCUGAAGCUCACGGCCAACUCCAUGUACGGAUGCUUGGGCUACACAAAAUCCCGUUUCUAUGCACGACCUCUCGCUGUCUUGACCACCUACAAAGGUCGCGAGAUUCUGCGGAGCACCAAGGAGCUGGCUGAGAGCAAGGCUCUCCAGGUCAUUUACGGUGACACCGAUUCCGUCAUGAUCAACGCCAACGUCGAGAACGUUGCAGAUGCCUUCAAGGUUGGACAGGAGUUCAAGAAGGCGGUCAAUGAGCGGUACAAGCUUCUCGAGAUCGACAUCGACAACGUCUUCCGCCGGAUUCUUCUACAGGCCAAGAAGAAAUACGCUGCCAUCAACCUGGUGGAAAAAGAUGGUAAAUUCGUCGAGAAGAUGGAGGUCAAGGGACUGGACAUGAAACGCCGCGAGUACUGUGGCCUGUCCAAGGAGAUCUCCAGCAAGAUUCUGAACGAGAUUCUGUCUGGCGACGAGUCUGAGGUGUCGAUUGCCCGCGUCCACGAGUAUCUCAGAGAGAUCUCCGCCAAGAUGCGCGAGCAGGCCAUCCCAGUGCAGAAGUAUAUUAUUUUCACGCAACUCGGCAAGGCUCCAACCGAAUACCCCAACGCGGACUCCAUGCCUCAGGUUCAGGUUGCGCUCAGGGAGAUCGCUCGAGGAAAGACUGUUCGCCGCGGCGAUGUCAUUUCGUAUAUUAUCACUGGCGACCCUCAGAGCUCCGACCCUGCCCCGAAGAGAGCCUAUGCCCCCCCUGAUGUCAUGAAGGCGGACUCGGGACUCUCCCCUGACGUCGAGUGGUACAUUGGCAAGCAGAUAUUCCCCCCGGUCGAACGUCUCUGCGCCAAUAUCGUUGGCACCUCAAGCGCUCAACUGGCUGAGUGUCUCGGAUUGGACAUUCGCAGAUACAAGUCCGUCCAGGACAGCCAACAAAAUUCCGGCAAUGACAUGGAGAUCCACCCUCUCGAAUCACAGAUCCCGGAUGCUGUGCGCUUUGCCGAAUGCACUCGUCUAUCCCUCCGCUGCCGCACUUGCAAGGCAACAUCCGUGUUCGAGGGCCUCCUGGCGCAGCCAGACCGCGUUUCCGCCUCUGGUGUACUUUGCGGUUCUUGUGGCGCCACUAUGUCGACACUGUCCAUCGUGGCCCAAGUCGAGCAUGCCCUCCGCACUCAGACGGCUCGUUACUAUGAGGGCUGGCUUGUGUGUGAUGACUCUGCUUGCGGCAUGCGCACCCGCCAGAUGAACGUCUAUGGCACCCGCUGUCUUGGACCUACGGGGUUGGCACGGGACUGCCUUGGCCGUAUGCGCUAUGAGUACUCCGAGAAGGCCAUCUACAACCAGCUGGUGUACUUUGCCAGCUUGUGGGACGUGGACAAGGCGAAGACCAAGGCGUCGGCCGAGACUAACAACGACCUCCCGCGAGAGGAUAAGGAGAAGAUACUCGCACUGGCUGAGCACAACCGCGUUCGGUUCAGCACGGUCAAGGGCGCAGUGGAUAAGUAUCUCGACAAAUGCGGUAGGCAGUGGGUUGCCAUGGACACUCUCUUCGCGAAGCUCGGAUUCAACAAACCCUUUCUCGUCGCCGCAUAG